AACACAAGAAACCUGUGGGUACCUCUCAUGAGCUUUGUCUUCUGCCUAACUACUAUCUCUUAACUUCCUCAAGUUAAUCAUACUCAUGUCGUUUCCGUUUUGGUUCCAUCUUUGUUCUAAACAAGAGCUGGCUGGGAGAAUUGAAUGCGGAAUUCCACAUUCAGAUCCCUCUCUCAGCUUGUUUGAGUUUUCCUUCUUCAGGGAGACACUUGCAUGUCGUUGAAUAUCAUCUCAGUAUAAUAAACUGUCACGUCACAUUUUAAAUGAAUGUUUUGAGUUGAAACUCGAAGUGGACGUUGCCUGGUUGAUUAUCUGUUACUUAAGAGCAAAAUAUGUUGAAACGUACAACUUCCUGUUCCUUUGGUAGCAUUGGGCCAGUAGAAGCAGUCUUGUGAGUUUAACAGCAGUAAUGGGAAUAACGGCGAUACUUUUUUCAGUAACAAGUAAUCUAACGGACUACUAUUCCCACCAACAUGACGCUGUUACCGUUACUUCCAAAAAAUGCGGGGCAUCACUAUAAUUGGGGCAGUUUUUUUAAUCAGACCAAUUGGUUCUCUCUCUCUCCUCUCUCUUUACUGUUCUUCCUUGGUUAGUUGGCACGAGACAAUCGCAUUAAUGAUAACGAUUGGCUGAGGUAGAGUUACAUCUCACGGUGAGCCAAUCAGAGGUAGAGUUGGGCGGGGGUUGUUAACAAAUAUUCGAAAGCAUGCAUAGUUGGAAACACAAUGGCAGAAGUGAGUAAAUGAGAAACAGGAAGGAGGAGCCCAAAUAAUCCAAAAGACAGCCUUCUUUAAAAGAAAGUGUAGCCAUUAUUUUUCCCUCCAAGAAAUUAAAGGAACAAGCUUAAUCUUGAAAUGCACAUUAUGCCCUGGACAAAAUAUUUCCGUGCAUGAACAUGCACAUGUAUUUUGAGUUCCGUUAAAGAGGGAUGGAGGUGGACGUGGGGUCCAAAUUAUUUGUCACAUUUGAUAAUUAAAAAAUGUACUUGAAAGUAACGCAAUUGUAACGCAAUACUUACUUUCCAGAUUAACUAGUUACUUUUAUAAUUCAUAACAGAGUAACUACUUUGGUUAAUUUUUGGGAGAAGUAACUAGUUACUGUAACUAAUUACUUUUUUAAAGUAACUUGCCCAAAACUUAUUACAAAUAACAUGUUCAUUCUCAGAAACGCCAACUUCAAUGACAGCAGCAACAACAACUACGCAAACUCCAGCUACAGCACCUUCAGUUCUAACUACAGAUUAUUUUGUCACAGAAACGCCCACUUCAACGACAGCAGCAACAACAACUACGCCAACUCCAGCUACAGCAUCCUCAGUUCCAACUACGGAAUAUUUUGUCACGGAACCGGCAACUUCAACGACAGCAGCCACAACAACUACGCCAACUCCAGCUACAUCACCCUCAGUUCCAACUACAGAUUAUUUUGUCACAGAAAUGCCAACUUCAACAACAGCACCGGCAACAACUCUGCCAACUCCAGCUACAUCACCCUCAGUUCCAACUACAGAUUAUCUUGUCACAGGUAAGGUCAAACUUUCGAUAUUUGAUCCUAUGAUAAAAGUAACAGCACUUUGCUGAUAACAAAUAACUUGUCGCUCAAGUUUGUCGCUUUACACUUAUUCUUGCGCUUAUUAGGGCUGGCCCGAAUGCCAUUUUUCAGGCUUCGAAUACUCGUUGGAUUUUCCGAGCGAAUAUUCGAAUACUCGUUCCAGAAAAACGCAGCAUCAAAAACAACACUAAUAAUACCUAUAUACUCCCUGGAACCAAUUUUGACAGUAUCUGCAUAUUUUGUUGAAGAUUUAAUAGCUUUUGAACGUUAAUUAGUUGGCCUAAGUAAGUUGGAGUUUCUUAGUUUUUCCCCGUGGAAGCGAACAGCUGUUGUUCCGUUCCAAAUCAGCUGUAUUCUGCCAUCUCAGCCCUUAUGGGAGCUUUUCAAUUCAUCCUGGAACGUGCAUCUUUUCAGGGACUUUGUACAAUAAAUCCAUAACAAAUACCGAAUAUUGAUUGUCUUAUGUGUCCAUAUUGUAUCCAUUAUAUUGACCGGGUAUUCCCAAG
Molecule: messenger RNA, 2057 nt
Organism: Gadus macrocephalus (Pacific cod)
Lineage: Eukaryota; Metazoa; Chordata; Actinopteri; Gadiformes; Gadidae
Product: probable ATP-dependent RNA helicase ddx42
Exons: 4
Coding region: 1151-1528 (125 amino acids)
Source: RefSeq, a predicted model, not a curated record